AAACAAGUGGUCACGUGUUUUAAUGCGGAAGUUCCAGCAGUGUGUUUGAGCACAAAUCAAGAUGGCAGCGCACCCGGGAGGAGGCGGACUGGGCGAUGCCAAGGAGCAAAUAUUGGAACUCGGAACCGUCUUGUUAAAGGAUUUCAUUUUCGAGCGAGUCCGCCGGCACGGAGAUAACAGCACCUUGGUGACCCGGGACCAGUUGGGUGGAGGCCAGAUAUGUGACCCCAACCAUAAAAAGCUGGCCGAGUGCCUGCAGAAGAUUGGAGACGAGCUGGAUGGCAACGCUGAGCUCCAACGAAUGAUCAACUGCCCUUCGCUGAGACCCUCAAAGGAGGUGUUUUUGAAGGUGGCCGUCGAGCUCUUCUCCGACGGAAAGUUCAGCUGGGGCCGAGUGGUCACUCUCUUUUACCUGGCCUGUCGACUCGUCAUCAAGGCGCUCAUGAAUCAAGUUCCUGACAUCAUCAGAACCAUCAUCAGCUUUGCUAUCGAAUACUUCCGUGACCACUUUGUCAAUUGGAUCUGGGAGCAAGGAGGCUGGGAGAGCAUUGGCUCUUAUUUUGGUACUCCGACAUGGCAAACGGUGGCCGUGUUCACGGCGGGGGUCAUAGCCACGAUCCUCGUGACUCGCCAAAUGGGAGGAACGCACUCGUAGGGCGAAAGAAGGCCAAGGAGAACAAAGAACUUGCAUGAGAACUUUUUGUAAGGACCGUGGCGCCGUUGUAGCCUCCAUCCUUCCACCCUUCUACCCCAGUGUCAUGUGAGCCGGUUGCACUAAAGGCUGUUUUUGGGGAGGCACACACAUGCGCCUGAGCGAGGGAAUGCGUUUUAAAUAAUUUAUUUUUUACCUUAUUUGGUACAAAAAAGAAAAAACUCACUGUAUUUUGGUUUUCUGCUGUCAUUUGGAGGUGGUUUUCACCUUUUCAUCCAGAAAGUAUGCAUCUUAUGCGAUUCGUCAAUGUGCAGUGACUUUCAAGUCAAUAUUGACUUCUUUCUUUAUUUAGGAGACCAACAAUACUUGUCAGCUAGAUUUAAAAAAAAAAAAGUUGGCCACUGUUUCUAUCCUGUUUUGUUUAACUUCUGUAUCCAAAGCAAUAUGUGGACAAGUCACAUGGUUACUCGAGCCGUUCUGUUGUCUUCUUAAAUGGAGUCUGCAUUUGUAAUCUAGUCACACUCUGGACCAGCAUUUGUUAUAAAUUGCGCGUGUGUCUGGUCACAAAUCAAGGUUUGGCGUACCUCACUUGUUUGAAUACUUUAUUCUGAAAAAGUAAUUCAAAAAUCAGUUUUGUCUACACAGCAAAAAAAAAAAAAAAAAAAAAGAUUUGUUGUUUGUCAGUGCCUUGGUCUUGUUUUUUUUAUAUACUGAAAUUUUCACCUUUUCUAUUACCUUUCUAGAAGUUUCAAAUCAAGCCC
Syngnathus acus (greater pipefish) is the source of this 1413-nucleotide messenger RNA. RefSeq names its product apoptosis regulator BAX-like. Gene Ontology annotation, cellular component: mitochondrial outer membrane. Gene Ontology annotation, biological process: mitochondrial fusion; release of cytochrome c from mitochondria; intrinsic apoptotic signaling pathway in response to DNA damage. NCBI's taxonomy places the organism in Eukaryota, Metazoa, Chordata, Actinopteri, Syngnathiformes, Syngnathidae. Gene Ontology annotation, molecular function: channel activity; protein homodimerization activity; protein heterodimerization activity. The transcript has 6 exons. The record is from RefSeq and is a predicted model, not a curated record. Bases 62 to 655 code for a protein of 197 amino acids.